AUGUGCAACCGAAACCCUUGCAGAUUCGCUCACGGGGGAGAACUUCCGCUGCCGCGGCAGCAGCAGCAGAUUUCUAACGGCGUGCGUUCUUCUCAUGUCUACCACCGCGCGUCCCGUUCUGAAUCCCAAUCUACGGCCGUCGGUGGCGGCGCGGCUCGGAAGAAGAGCGAGAAGCAGGUUUGUCGCGACUGGAAGUCUGGGAAUUGCAGCAGGGGCGAUGAUAAGUGUCGAUUCUUGCACUCCUGGUCCCGUGGAGAAGGGUUUUCAAUGCUUGCGAGGCUAGAAGGAAACGGUAACACGGGUGUGAUUUCUGGAAUCGCUCUUCCUUCUGGAUCUGAUAAGCUUUUCACGGGGAGCAGUGAUGGGGUUGUCCACGCUUGGGAUUGCACUAGCGGUCAGAUUGUGGGCACACAGAAUGCUGGUGGGAAAGUUGGGUGUUUGAUUACUGAAGGUGAAUGGCUCUUUGUGGGAUUACCCAAUGCCGUCAAGGCAUGGAACCUUCAAACUGGGGCUGAUUGCAGUCUCACUGGCCCAACUGGCCAAGUUUAUGCCCUGGAGGUUGGUAUGGGGUUUUUGUUUGCUGGUGGUGCUCAGGAUGGAGUGAUUUUGGCGUGGAAUGGCAGUGCUACUGGUGAGCAACAAGGCAACCCUUUUCAGCCUGCUGCAACACUCAGUGGGCAUACCAGUGCUGUCAUAUCAAUGAAGGUUGGAGGUGGGAGAUUGUUCUCUGGCUCCAUGGAUGGAACCAUCAAAGUUUGGGAUAUCAGCACUCUUCAGUGCAUUCAGACGAUGAAGGGGCAUGACAAUGCAGUGAUGUCUCUCCUCUGCUAUUCAGACUUCCUUCUGUCAUGCUCAUUGGACCAGAAGAUCAAGGUGUGGGCUGCCACCGGUGAAGAUGGAAGCUUUGAGGCGGUGUAUACAUACGAAGAAGGUGAUGGUGCUCUAGCCAUGUGUGGGGUGGAAGACCCGGAUGGCAAGCCGGUUUUGUUGUGCUCCUGGAACGACGAUUCAGUUGGGUUGUAUGAGCUGCCCUCCUUUGCUGAGAAAGGGAGGAUAUUUGCGAAAGGUGAAGUAAGGACCAUCAAAGGAGGUCCUGGGGGACUGGUUUUCACUGGAGAUGCUACAGGUCUACUGACUGUAUGGAAACUGGCAGCAAAGGCAAGUGGAGCAGCCAUGGCAGAGUGA
Molecule: messenger RNA, 1185 nt
Organism: Linum tenue
Lineage: Eukaryota; Viridiplantae; Streptophyta; Magnoliopsida; Malpighiales; Linaceae
Source: the annotation of a GenBank genome assembly